This is a messenger RNA of Cucumis melo (muskmelon), 435 nucleotides long. RefSeq lists its product as uncharacterized. The record is from RefSeq and is a predicted model, not a curated record. The transcript is spliced from 3 exons. The coding region runs from base 1 to 435 and encodes 144 amino acids. Lineage: Eukaryota; Viridiplantae; Streptophyta; Magnoliopsida; Cucurbitales; Cucurbitaceae.
AUGUAUGUAGGCAACAUAGAUGUUGAUGUAAGACGAAAGGAUCUUGAAUUUGAUGUGGGAGAUAGGGUAUUCUUGAAAGUGGCACCUAUGAAGGGUGUUCUGCGUUUUGAAAAGAAGGGAAAGUUGAGUCCUCGUUUUGUUGGACCGUUUGAGAAUCUAAAACGAAUUGGUCCUGUAGUAUACCGUUUGACGUUUGCCUCCAUCACUCUCGACUAUCCAUCUCAUGUAGUGGAUUAUGAAGCAUUGGAAAAUGAUGAGAAUUUGAGCUAUGGGGAGCAACCAGUUGAUGAGAUUUUGGCUAGAGAGUUGUUGCUGAAGGACCUUCGCCGUUCUUCGUCUCCAUUCAGGCGUCGGGUAUUCAGACAUAGCCUUGCCAUUAACUUCACUGUUAUCCAAUCAUUCAGUCUCUCUAUUUCAUCCGAUGCAGCCAGUUGA